GCGACUCCUCCCUCUGGCCCUGGAAGGUCCCCACUCUAAGGAAUAAACAAACCCACUUGUGGCUCUUUCCUGCCUUGGGAGCAAAGAGAAUUCUCCAGGGAGUGAAUCUAAGGAGCUACGUCUAUGGCGGGGAAGCCUUUAUUUCAUUAUGAUGAGGCCCGGGGUAGAAUGGAGUCUGUGCGGUGGCUCUUGGCUGCAGCUGGAGUAGAGUAUGAAGAGAAGUUUAUACACACUAAUGAAGACUUGGAGAAGUUAAGAAGUGAUGGAGUUCUGAUGUUCCAGCAAGUGCCCAUGGUGGAGGUUGACGGGAUGAAGCUGGUGCAGACCAGAGCCAUUAUGAACUAUUUUUCCAGCAAACAUAACCUCUACGGGAAGGACAUGAAGGAGAGAGCCUUGAUCGAUAUGUAUUCAGAAGGGUUGGCAGAUUUGAAUGAGAUGUUUAUUCUCUACCCAUUUGACCCACCUGGGGUGAAAGAGGCAAAUAUUGCUCUGAUGAAAGAGAAAGCAACAAACCGUUAUUUCCCUGCCUUUGAAAAGGUGUUUAAGAGCCAUGGACAAGACUACCUCGUUGGUAACAAGCUAAGCAAGGCUGAUAUUCACCUGGUUGAAAUGAUCUACAACAUGGAAGAGUUGGAUGCCAACAUUAUAGCCAACUUCCCUCUGCUGCAGGCUCUGAAAACCCGAAUCAGUGACAUGCCCACCAUAAAGAAGUUUCUGCAGCCUGGCAGCCAGAGGCAGCCUCCUGUUGAUGAGAAAAGUAUAAAAAAAACCAGGAAGAUUUUCAAGUUUUAGUGAUGUGACAUGGAUCAAGUACUAUGCCCACAUGCUGACCCUGAACAUUGGGAGCUAAUGAGCUUUCUCACUUGAGCAUAUUAAUGAAAUAAUGGGCUUCUAUGACACUGUUUAAUGAAAACUAUUUUAUUAUGGAUAUGCUGUGGAAUUGGUUUUCUAAUUUUCUGAUGUAAUGCUUUCCUGUAAUAAAAAAUUAAUAAAAAUUGUGGAUUAUGUA
Messenger RNA from Grammomys surdaster, 1009 nucleotides. RefSeq names its product glutathione S-transferase A6. Bases 124 to 792 code for a protein of 222 amino acids. Gene Ontology annotation, biological process: xenobiotic metabolic process; glutathione metabolic process. The transcript is spliced from 7 exons. Gene Ontology annotation, cellular component: extracellular exosome; cytosol. Gene Ontology annotation, molecular function: glutathione transferase activity. The record is from RefSeq and is a predicted model, not a curated record. NCBI's taxonomy places the organism in Eukaryota, Metazoa, Chordata, Mammalia, Rodentia, Muridae.